Molecule: messenger RNA, 620 nt
Organism: Dioscorea cayenensis subsp. rotundata (Guinea yam)
Lineage: Eukaryota; Viridiplantae; Streptophyta; Magnoliopsida; Dioscoreales; Dioscoreaceae
Product: biogenesis of lysosome-related organelles complex 1 subunit 2
Exons: 2
Coding region: 71-427 (118 amino acids)
Source: RefSeq, a predicted model, not a curated record
AAGGUAUAAAAAAAACCCUAAUUUUGAAUUUGGAGAAGAUCCAGCGAUUCCAGCACGAAAGGUGGCAUCCAUGGCGGAGGCCGAGCGCGACGAGCUCGCGGAGUCGCUGGCGCAACUCUUCACCAGCGUCUCCACCAUGGUAAAGGGCGAGCUCGAGGGAACAAAUAAUCAGCUAAAGCUUUUGGAGAAGAUGAACCAUAGAGUGACAGAAGAGUACAAAAGCUUCGGCGAUGUUGCUUCUGGGUUGAGUGUCUUCGUGGAGCAGCUGAGUGCGAAAAACCGCAGUUUUGAUGAGUAUCUUCAGCAGAUCGAUACAAUAGAGCAGCAAGUCACAGAAUUUGAAGCUGUCAUUUCGAUGCUCGAUAAAUAUGUGCUUUUACUAGAAAAUAAAGUUCAAUCAGCAUAUAGGAACACAACUGGUCAAUAAUUUUUCCUAUUUUCCCUCGGAUUAUUUUCACAUUCUUGUGACUGCUCCAUGUUUCAGAGUAUGGAACAGAAUGAAACUAGAUAUUGAUUGAAUCAUGAUGUAAUUAAUUUUCUCUAGCUUGGACUGACUAUGUGUUAAUUGAUUACUUGACCAGGGUUAUUUGAAUAAUUUUAAUGCAUUUUACUUAAUUAAA